CGCAGGCACUGGACCACAUGACAGUCUGGCCUCCUUUGGCUUCUUGUGACUUGUCUUCAUGUGGCCUUCCUUUUACUUGGGCCUUGCCCCUCACUUGAGCUGUUUGGGAGCCAAAGUUGCCGCUCAUUGGACUUUGCUUAUAAUACCCCCAACAAUUUGCAAGGCUAGUUUCAGGCAAUUCUGCCGCAUUCUCGUGUCAAAACUACAGUCGAGCCCAAUUGAUCUUUGGAGCAAUUGAAUAAUGCACAAAAGGGAGAGAACGAAACAAAAAAGUAAGCCAAAACCGGCGUGUGAGAAAAAUUGAGCCCAGCGCCAUCAUCAUUAAUCUCCCCUUCUUCCCCAACGUUCCUAUUUUUCAAAAACCGUUGGAGCCAAAGAACACAGCAACAGCAACAUAUCAGAUCCCCUCUUUCAUUCUCCAUCUCUGACAUUCUUCUUCACACGAACCAAACAACCCAAACACGAUGAACUCCUCCAUCUAAUCCUUCCACUCGACCAUCUCCCACCUCCGAAGAUGGGUUGCAUGCUGGGCUGUUUCGGGCUCUCUUCCAAGCGCAAGCGCAGAAAACCCCCCAGCCGAAUCCUACCCAGAGACCAACAGGGAUUCGGCAGUUACGAGCAGCUGGAUAGUUCUGGGUCUGCGGAUAUCGAGUUCAAUGAGGAGACGGUAAAGAAGCAGGCGAAGGAGCCAGUGAAGGGAAAGAUCAGGAAGAAAGUGAGCUUCAAUUUGAAUGUCAUGGCGUACGAGCCGAUUUCAUCCCAAUACGAUGAAAAUGAAGAUGGGAAAACAGAGGAAAUUGGCAACAGAAGAGGGACAACACUUGAAGAACCACCUCCUUCUCCUGCAGAAAGAGAUCCAACAGCAAUAAAAAUGGUGUCUUACCCCUCCAAUUACAGAUAUCGAGACUGCAUCGAAAACUACGACGAUGCUGAUGAAGAAGAAGAAGAGUUCUACGACGAGAGUGAUUUGGAUUCCGAUGAGGACUACGAGGAGGAGGAGGACGAGGAAGCAGAGGGUGGUCAACUAGGUGAUAUUGAAGAGAUGAGAAGAAGAACAAGAGCAAUUCAAGACGAACAAGCCUCACAGCAUUUCAGCUCUUUGCAAGCGAGUUCAAAUUCAGGGAAAUGGCCAGAGAAGAACGAGCAUAAUGCCCGGGAGAGGAGUCAGUACAUACAUUCAGUGCUGAACCCAGUUGAGAAUCUGGCUCAGUGGAAAGAAAUCAAAGCUAAAGGGAAGCAGCAGCAGAAAAAGGAGAACACAGAAGCGAUGCUUCUUCCAGUUGAAAAGGUCGUUGUGGCUUCCAGCUUGUCAAACUGGUUAGCCUCUCCUCCAGUAAAUUGCCAGCCCAAAACCGGGGUUGACAAAAGCUGUGCUCGGUCAUGGAGAAGCAGAGAGGAAUCAUUAGGCAUGACCGAUAUCACCAACUUAAGUAACUGAACUGGAGAAAUUCCUAUAUGAUUUGUAUGAUGGAUUCGACAUGAAGCUUAGUGUGAAUUAAGAGGCCUUUUGGUCAAUGCAGUUGUUGUUUUGAUAUGAUGAUGGUGAUUGUGACUCUGUUGCCAGAUUCUUUGAUUCAUUUGGCUGUUGUGAAUUGCGAUUGUUGUCUUGUAGAAUCAUUCUUUUGUAAGUUACGUGAAGUCUGUCUUUGCGGUGUUUUUCAUCUUCUGCUUGUGUGUCUUGUCACUGGUGCUCCUUCAUUUGUUCUCAGAACCAUCAUUCUGAACUGACUUAUUGUUUGUUUGUGGAGAAUCUAAUUCAAAGUAAAGGAGGGUUAUUAUGGAUGGCAACAGUUACCAAUAUUCUCAUUCUGUCAUGACAAGAUAUGAAAUUUUACAGUAUCAUUCUGCAAACAAAAUUCUGGCGCAUGUGGUUCCAGAAGGAAUCCCAUACUACUUGGAGGUCACUCGUAGGAAAGGAACUCGAUUAAAGAGACAAUAGGAACACUUGGGAAGUAAUAGUUGAAUGAUCUACAGAUGCUGGUACAGAAUAUGCACAAACACUGGCAAAUAAGCCAGCAAUUUUCACUUUCAGUUUCUAUAGCUACCUCCUAUACGACAGAUCAGAGUUAUUGUAUGACUCUCUGCUUUGAUCCCUCAUCACCUCAUAUAAUAAGAUCGAAGCAAAUGACAACUGCAUGAAAAAAUUCCUGAAUACCUUCAUCGCAGUACUGGUAUUCCAAUAUGUUAUCAUUGUCAGGAUGAGCACCAUCAACUGCUUGAAUCAUGGUAAACUUGUAUGGCAAGAAUUUGAACCUUUGAUUCCACCAAAUAAGUGUCAAAAUUAUGGCUGCACAGAAGAGUGUGGUUUGGGGAUCUUCUGUAGUUGUUGAUAGUCAUCUACAGAUUGCUGAAUACUGCUGUAAUUGGUGAUGAUGGCAAUAUCUACAUUAUGGUACAAAUGCAAGCAUCUGAAUCCUCGUCAUCUGAGUCAGUAUCGCUGGAGUCAUAAACAUACAAACAAGAGGGGAGCUUAGUAGAAUGAUAGAGAACUAUCGUCGAAACCUGAUGAUGGAAAACUAAAAGAUGCUAAAGGUUCACUGAAGAACUCAAUAGUCUAAAAUUAACAGAGAAGAUGAGUUUUGAACUCCAAAGGCCUCAAUGAACUCUUACUACCAUA
Messenger RNA from Linum trigynum, 2617 nucleotides. Lineage: Eukaryota; Viridiplantae; Streptophyta; Magnoliopsida; Malpighiales; Linaceae. The record is from the annotation of a GenBank genome assembly.